AUGCUCCAGUCUUUGGCCUGUCACUUGUGUCAAGCGAUGCCAAAUUACAAAGAUGCUCUAGUGGAACAGUUGUCAAGAAAUCUGGGUAAAGACCUCAACAACAUGAGUGUUAAAGAGCUGUUUGCGUUGCUGUUCAAAGAGCCUCUAAACACAGUACAAGAUCCUGGAAGAAACACCCUAACAGUCAUUGAUGGCCUUGAUGAAAGCGAGUACAAAGGACGAAAUGAGCUUCUACAUGUAAUCAGUAACCACUUUUCUAUGCUUCCACUUUGGAUUAGAAUUUUGAUCACAACUCGUCCAGAGAGGAGCAUAACAGAGGCAUUUCGACAUUUAGAGCCAAUCGAGCUUAAACAAAAGCAAGAAGAGAACUUAAAUGACAUUCAAACCUUGUUUGAAAAUCAACUCAGCAACAAAAUUGGUGAAGAGCAUAAAGAUGUUCUCUUGAAAGAGCUGGUUAAGAAAUCAGAAGGCCCGUUUAUUUACGCUUAUUUUAUAGUGGAUUUUAUCCAAAAGAAUGUUUCAGUUCUCACCCCUGAUCAGCUGGAAAGCGUAUUGCCUUCAGGUAUUUCAUCCGUUUACUUGUCCUAUUUCAAACGGUUAGAGAAUGAACUUUGCAAAGAGCUUCAUGCAGAUGANGUUCAAAGAGCCUCUAAACACAGUACAAGAUCCUGGAAGAAACACCCUAACAGUCAUUGAUGGCCUUGAUGAAAGCGAGUACAAAGGACGAAAUGAGCUUCUACAUGUAAUCAGUAACCACUUUUCUAUGCUUCCACUUUGGAUUAGAAUUUUGAUCACAACUCGUCCAGAGAGGAGCAUAACAGAGGCAUUUCGACAUUUAGAGCCAAUCGAGCUUAAACAAAAGCAAGAAGAGAACUUAAAUGACAUUCAAACCUUGUUUGAAAAUCAACUCAGCAACAAAAUUGGUGAAGAGCAUAAAGAUGUUCUCUUGAAAGAGCUGGUUAAGAAAUCAGAAGGCCCGUUUAUUUACGCUUAUUUUAUAGUGGAUUUUAUCCAAAAGAAUGUUUCAGUUCUCACCCCUGAUCAGCUGGAAAGCGUAUUGCCUUCAGGUAUUUCAUCCGUUUACUUGUCCUAUUUCAAACGGUUAGAGAAUGAACUUUGCAAAGAGCUUCAUGCAGAUGAGGAACAUUUUUUGCGUUUCCUGUGUGCAUUGACAGCUUCAAGAGAACCAUUACCAGUAGAAUUCAUUGCCAAAAUUCUAUACCCUGGCGAAAAGUCUUUGACCGCGCAGCGAAAAGUUAACAAAGCAAUAUGUUGCAUCUCUACACUGUUACCAGUUCGCGAGGGUCGUCUUCACUUUUUUCACAAGUCAAUUAAGGACUGGAUAACAGCAUCAUCGCCCUAUGAACAACAUGAUUUCACCGUGGACGAGAAAGAAGGUCAUGACGUUCUUUCUGAUCUUUGUGCUUCUGAACUCGAUAGCAUCAAGCGAAAAGGGGUUCAUGGCAGACAGUUCACCACUACUGAAAGUUAUGCUUUGAUUCAUACUGUCCAGCACAUGCUUGAUGCCAAUGAUGAUCAUAAAUGGAUUGAUGAUUCAGGGUCCAUGACUGGCACAUCCAAUCAGGUAUACCAGUAUUUGACGGACCUAGAGCUUAUGUACGCAAAAUUCUGUGUAAAUAGAACAUCUGCCACGGAGGAGCCUUUCCGUAUUUGCAAUGAACAUUCGGGUCUACUGAAUGAGCAAAGACUUUCAAUUGCAACACUGCUCUAUAAUGUUCUAAGAAAACAUUAUGAUAUGUUGCUAGAUCACCCUCACCUAUUUUUCCAAUGUUUGAUUAACGAAGGGAUUCCUCUGUUAUCGUCUGAAGCAGCAAGUAUCGUCGAAUCAUCUUUCCCCACAAUACCCUACAUGAAAAACCUAGAUAAUAAUAAGGAACAGACGGGAGCAGAGCAAGCAAGGUUCUACUGUUCAGAUAAAAUCGCUUGUUUCGAUGUUUCACCUAAAUUGGAUUACAUAGUAUGCGAGUGUCGAGACCAAACAAUCCAUCUGUUUUCCCUGCAGACUGGUAUCAAAGUAUGGGUUCGACGAUCACCAAUAACAAGAGAGUACGGUUUUAGAAAUGCAAAUGUGAGUGGUGCAUAUCAUCAGAUAGAGCAUUUUUUGUCAUUUUAUCAUUCUGUCAUCUUUCAUCCAAAUGGGAGGUCGGUACUACCUGGAACUCUUCGAUAUGUUUACACCUUGAGUGGAGAGAAAGAAGACCUUUUUCCAGAAAGUGACUGUACAUUCUCAAAAUGUGUUGUACGUUCUCCCGUCGACAAGAACGUCAUUAUCACACAUUGCCCGACGCAGCCAAAGCGGAUUAACUUUUGGGAUAUGGAAAAUGGCCGAAACCUUUUAUCUAUCGAUUACGGUAAAGACAUUUUUUCCUUUGCCGUUUCUGAUGAUGGGUCGUUGAUUGCUGUUUCGGAAAGGGAUGAUUAUGAUACAAUUACUAUAGUUAACUUAAAAGAAAACUCUCGUUUAAAUAUCAUUUCCUCUGGAGAACAAGGACCUUGUGGAUUCUUGCGCUUUACAUCCGAUCAAAACACGCUUGUUUAUGGCUUUCAAUAUUCUACUUGCGCAGAUGAAGCUUCUUGCCUCUACUGCGAAAGCGCUUAUAACGGAAUACCUGGGUUUAAUUUUAUUACGCCUUUAAAUAACAUUCACCUACCUGGAAAAAAGAAUCUGGAAGAAGCAGAAUUUACACCCUUCGUCUUGUGGCCUCGUGUUCUAUCAGGCGCUUUGACGAAAAAUGAUUUUACGGAGCAGAACAAGAGCUCUUCCUGGUUAAAAAAAAUUCAAAGAAGGAUGCCAAAUUUAUUUGCGGGUUUCUCCCUCAGACUUGACGAUGAAACAGUAUUGGCUGGCAGCCCGGAGCACAACUAUGUUAUGAUGUUAAAUGUUGGCAUACUUCAGAGUGAGUCUGAUUUCACGGACACGAAGAGAAUAAUCGACUUGCAUAAAAGAGAAAUUGUAUUUUCUCUGGAAGGAGAUACGAUCUACUUCAUUAUUUCUGAAAAAUCCAUGUUCUUGUCAUCUCCUCCUUCUUCAAUCACUGUCUGGAGAAUGUCAACUCGAGAAAUCCUGACGUCAAAGACCUUCUCUAGUCCUACAUCUAUCGCUCCAAUGAAGACAGGUGUCGUACUCGUUACUAGUGAAAAACCGCGGAUAGUAGCAGAACUCUGGAAUUUCGAUCUGUCUGAGUGUAAUCAACGUAUUGUGGAACUUACUUCUAAGACUGCUAAGCUAUACAGAGUUAACAUGUUCCCUGUAUCCGAUAGUCGGAUAGCAUUCUUUUACCAACCGAGAUCAUACGAAUUAAAAUGCAUCAGAAACUCACAAAACCGGGAGGAAAACAAAGAAUCGUCCAAAGCAGAUUUGUUAGAAUGCUCAAAAGGUAACUUCGAUUGCGUUGACUUCACAGACGUCACCAACCUUGGAGGAAAGCUUAUUUCCUCGCUAAGGAUCAAAUCCGCUGGCGUUAACGAAAGCUUAGACUGCAUCUCUUGCAGUAGCAGUUUAAGCCAAGUGCUGGUUUGUAGUUCCAGGGUCAUAAUGAUUGGAAAUCACGGCCUUGUAGACAAGGAGAAUGUAACAGUGAGUUUGAGGAAUGAAGGUAUCACAAGAUGGGAAAGACACACGACAUUUUCUGCCAAUUCAAUGCACCUGUUCAACCCAGACAUGACUUUUUCACCCAAAAAUGAUUGUGUAGUUGCGUGGAACACUCUCGACGGGGGCCAAGGUAUACACGUUCUUAAAGCGGAAACUGGAGAGACAUUGCACGUCUUUCUUAGAGACCAGAAAGAUAUUGUUAAAUGCAAGUUUUUAGAUGAUGAAUCUCUAGUAUGCUGCAGUGAGGACAACUUCCUUCGAUUGUAUAAUAUCAGAACCGGAGAUCUACUAAGUAUUUUAGACAUUGGUGAGCGACCGCUCUGUUUGGGGGCCUGUUUAUAUCAGCCUCUUGUCGCCAUUGGUUUGUCCGAGACAAGAAUAAAAUUCGUCCACGUACAGUUGCCAACAGAAUCUAAAACGAAGAAAUAA
This is a messenger RNA of Porites evermanni, 4042 nucleotides long. Lineage: Eukaryota; Metazoa; Cnidaria; Anthozoa; Scleractinia; Poritidae. The record is from the annotation of a GenBank genome assembly.